CUUGUAAACCAAUUCUCUAUUGGAGACACUCUCGUUCUCGUACGAACGAUUAUUACCAUUGUCGAUCAACCAUGAUGGGCAGCACGGGGAGCGGAAACGGAGGCGAUGUCGAGGCCGGAUUCGCCAAGCUUCAGGGCGAAGACUUCGAAUACUUCAUGCAGACGUACUCCAUAAUCCUGGGUCGGACCAGCAAGAAAUCGACGGUGGACGUCGAUCUCGCAAGCCUCGGUGGUGGAAUGAACAUUUCCCGUCACCACGCGCGCAUCUUCUACGACUUCCAGCGUCGUCGCUUCGCUCUCGAGGUCCUCGGGAAGAAUGGUUGCUUCGUCGAGGGCGUUCUUCAUUUACCCGGAAACCCACCUGUGAAGCUCGAUUCACAGGACCUUCUUCAGAUCGGAGACAAGAAAUUUUACUUCUUACUUCCUGUUCGAAGCAUUCUUGGAGGCUCUGUUCCUCCUCACCAUAUCUCUACCCACCAUCCUCCGCCGCCAGUUCCGGCAGGGCAUUUGGGUGGUCCUCCCCGUCUCACCAAACCACCUCCCACGCCGAUGUUUGGUCAGAAGAAGGGUAGGAUUAGGGCACCGAGUGAGUACAUGGAUGAUGAUGAUGAUGAUGAUGAUGAAGACGAUGACGAUGAUGGCGGCAUCAUUCCCGCUGGGAGCAGGAAGUUGCGGAGGACCGGGGAAGGUCAUGAAAUGUACGGGUAUGGUGGAGCAGCUGCUGGAAAGGCAGGACCUUCUUCUGGACCAUUGGCAGAGAAAAAGGGAGAGGCAAGGUCAAGGGCUGACAGAGAUGCAGAUAAUCAUCAACUUUUGCAGUUAGAAGAAAAAGAUGUUGUUUCAUCUGUUGCUACUGUGCUUUCUGAUCUUUGUGGUCCGGGAGAGUGGAUGCCCAUGGCAAAACUUCAUGCUGAGCUGGUAGAGCAGUAUGGCAAUAUCUGGCAUCACACUCGUGUGAGGAGAUAUCUCACUUCUGAGGACUGGCCUGCCAAUGAAUCCAAGGGGAGACCAUGGUAUGGCCUGCUUACAUUGCUAAGAAAAUACCCAGAACACUUCGUCAUCAACACAAGGUCCAAAGGACGGGUAACAUCAGAGUUUGUUUCGUUAGUAUCCCUGCUUUCAUAAAAUCACAAACAUCACAUUGUCCUUCUAUAGCAUAGAGAGAUCAACUCUGUUGAUUUUUUUUUUGGGUAGGCAGUUAAGGACUCGUGAACCCUGAAACUAUUGUUGUAAAAAUGGGGUUCCAUACUGCUUAAGGGGUAAUACCCCCAGUUUCAGAAUAUGUAAAUGCCAAAAGGUUUAUUUUCUGGAUAUAGUUGGAGAUUUUGAUGAUUUCAGUUUCA
Molecule: messenger RNA, 1342 nt
Organism: Telopea speciosissima
Lineage: Eukaryota; Viridiplantae; Streptophyta; Magnoliopsida; Proteales; Proteaceae
Product: FHA domain-containing protein FHA2-like
Exons: 3
Coding region: 72-1124 (350 amino acids)
Biological process (GO): regulation of ribosomal protein gene transcription by RNA polymerase II
Cellular component (GO): nucleus
Molecular function (GO): sequence-specific DNA binding; protein binding
Source: RefSeq, a predicted model, not a curated record